This is a messenger RNA of Mytilus trossulus (common blue mussel), 1390 nucleotides long. RefSeq lists its product as uncharacterized. Bases 96 to 1265 code for a protein of 389 amino acids. Gene Ontology annotation, molecular function: metalloexopeptidase activity. The transcript is spliced from 8 exons. Lineage: Eukaryota; Metazoa; Mollusca; Bivalvia; Mytilida; Mytilidae. Gene Ontology annotation, biological process: proteolysis. The record is from RefSeq and is a predicted model, not a curated record.
CUCUGAAGUGUUAACAAGUGGUUUUAUAACAUGUUCUUUGAUAAUGAUUUCAUGUCGUAUUUUGCAUCAAAUUAUACAACCUUCAAAGUUUUAAAAUGGUUUCUUUUGAAAGAAGGCAUGUCCUUAUAUACUGUCUGUGUUCAUGGAUAUAUGCGGAAGCUGCAGACUUGGAUUAUAUCGAAUCAUCAAUCAAAAAAUAUUUCUCUGAUACCCGUCAUCAUGCAAUAAACAACCGUUACAAAAUGGCCGCCAGAGAUUAUAUUUACAAAGAAUUUUCGUCCUUCGGAUUGGUUCCCGAGUACUUUGAAUUUAGCUUACCUCCUGUAUCUACAAAGUCAAAUUUCACAACUGUUAUUGGUAUGUUGAAAGGCAACCAUUUUGGAACGGCUUAUGACAAGAUGAUAGCCAUUGGUGCUCAUUAUGAUACAGUUAACUUUACAAAAGGUGUGGAUGACAAUGGCUCAGGUGUAGUUGCCAUGUUGGAAGUUGCCCGGCAAAUAUCAAUAAUGAACAAAAGGGGGUUAAAAAGGAAAAAUACAAUCAUGUUUGCUGCUUUUGACCUGAAAGAAGAAAAUUGCAAAGGCAGUCAAUUAUUACUCGACUCAUGGCUACAACCUUGGUUAAUCAAGAACUAUGGCCAAGCAGCUGAAUCCCUGGAAUCGCAUGGUGUUUUUAUUUUGGAUUCGGUAAUGAAUUAUAAUGCUUCCAUCAAAUCGCAAACCAGUCUACCAAAUAUGAAAAGUUUAUUUCCAGAAACAUUUUCCAGUGUAUCUAAAGACAAUUACAAAGGAGACUUCUUAGCUAUGGUAUAUAGAAAUCCAACUACAGAUCUGGUACUGGCAAACAUGUUUAAAGCAAAGUGGGAAGAUGCAAACAGAGAACAGUUUGAACUGGAAACCUUCCCUCUGCCGUUUGAGGAAUACAGUGAAUUACCAAUGAAACAGCAGUUGGAUUAUCGAUAUUUUAUGAAAAGUGAUCACGCGAGUUUCUGGGAUUACGAAGUACCAGCUAUAUAUCUGACAGAUACUUAUAAUUACCGAGGUGUAUUGGCAGCGUGCUUUCACAAGUCAUGCGACGAUGCAUCGAUGAUUCUUUCUGACAACAAUCUUAAAUUCCUUGGUAAAACUGCUGACGUUCUUACUAUGGCAAUAAACCAGUUGUCAGAUCCCUAUCAAGGGACAAAUGAAGCAAGUAGUUGCAACCAACAGACUUUACGGAUCAUACUGAUUUAUAUCAUAUAUACGACUAUGAUCCAGUGUCUUUAAAGCAGAGCGAUGGAAUGUGCUUGUACCUUCCAAAUCAUUUCGAAAUCAAAAUUAAAUAAACGUAUAGUUUCAUUGUGACUGUAUCAAAUCUAAUAAAAUGUUUAAAAUAAAAUCACUGUAUAUAA